AUGAGCUGCAGAAUUCCCCCGGAUUUCGUUCGAGAUAUGCAGCGCGACCCCAACGGGGGUAGCACGCACCUUGGCAGAGACGGUGUGCUUCGUACAUUAUCUACUGAGUAUCAGGUUGUCGAUGCCAGGGCAUUGAACCCAGAUCAGAUCAAACAAGUGUUAGAUUUUUUACCCAGCGUUAUGGAUAAAGAUGGAUUUGAUGGUGUCGAUGGUACCAAAGUGCCCAAGGAACAAUGGUACAACCCGGCAGAUGGAAUCUUGCCCCAAAAGCCGACCGAUGAGGAGCGAGAAGCGCGAAGAAAGGCAAUAAAAGAAGCGAAUGAGGCACGUAUUCGUGACAAAAAUACUGUAUGA
Messenger RNA from Trichoderma asperellum CBS 433.97, 354 nucleotides. RefSeq lists its product as uncharacterized. The record is from RefSeq and is a predicted model, not a curated record. Lineage: Eukaryota; Fungi; Ascomycota; Sordariomycetes; Hypocreales; Hypocreaceae.